Python bivittatus (Burmese python) is the source of this 5486-nucleotide messenger RNA. The record is from RefSeq and is a predicted model, not a curated record. Lineage: Eukaryota; Metazoa; Chordata; Lepidosauria; Squamata; Pythonidae.
UGUAGGUUUGCAACAAGGGAAAGGAAUGCUUUGCUUCUCUAUAAUGGACGUUUUAAUGAGAAACAUGAUUUUAUUGCUCUUGAGAUAAUUGAAGAACAGAUCCAGCUAACAUUUUCUGCAGGAGAAACCACCACAACAGUUGCACCAUUUGUUCCAGGCGGGGUUAGUGAUGGGCAGUGGCAUGCUGUCCAGGUGCAGUACUACAACAAGCCCAACAUAGGACAACUUGGUAUUCCUCAUGGACCUUCAGGGGAGAAGGUGGCCGUAGUAACGGUGGAUGACUGUGAUACUGCAGUGGCUGUACGCUUUGGAAAUCUAAUUGGAAACUACUCCUGUGCUGCUCAGGGAACACAGACCGGCUCCAAAAAGUCAUUAGAUUUAACUGGCCCUCUGCUUCUUGGAGGAGUUCCCAAUUUGCCUGAAGAUUUUCCUGUGCAUAACAGGCAGUUUGUUGGUUGUAUGAGGAAUCUCUCCAUUGACAGCAAGCCCAUUGAUAUGGCCAGUUACAUCGCCAAUAAUGGCACUCUUGCAGGUUGCUUAGCUCAGAAGAAUUAUUGCACCACAAACUGGUGUCAGAAUGGUGGUACCUGUGUGAACAGAUGGAAUACUUACACUUGUGAUUGCCCCCUGCGAUAUGGGGGGAAAAACUGUGAGCAAGCAAUGCCCUUUCCUCAGCGUUUCACUGGGGAAAGCAUCAUCACCUGGAAUAACCUCGAUAUCACUAUCUCUAUCCCGUGGUACAUUGGCCUCAUGUUCAGAACUCGGAAGGCUAAUGGUGUGUUAAUGCAGGCCAGUGCAGGGGUAUCAUCUAAGAUUAAUAUACAGAUACUGAAUAAAUAUGUGGUAUUUGAAGUUUAUGAUGGGCCGAAUCAGGUGGCCAGUUUGAGGAUGACCCAGGCUCGAAUCAAUGAUGGUGAAUGGCAUCAUUUGCUAAUAGAGUUGAAGAGUGCAAAAGAUGGCAAAGACAUCAAGUACUUGGCAGUUGUGUCCUUGGAUUAUGGCAUGUAUCAGAGUACUGUACAGAUUGGAAAUCAGUUACCUGGACUAAAAAUGAAAAGCAUUAUUGUGGGAGGUGUCUCUGGAGAUCUAGUCUCUGUGCAGCAGGGCUUCUAUGGCUGUCUACAGGGAGUGAGAAUGGGGGAGACGUCUACAAAUGUUGCUACAUUGAACAUGAAACAGGCAGUCAAGAUUAACGUCAGGGAUGGCUGUGAAGUAGACAAUCCUUGUGAUUCUAAUCCUUGUCCCCAUCACAGCUAUUGUAGUGAUGACUGGGACAGCUAUUCAUGUGUCUGUGAUCCAGGGUACUUUGGGACAGACUGUGUUGAUGUUUGUAGCCUGAACCCAUGUGAGCAUGUCUCUACUUGUAUCCGUAAACCAAGCUCUUCUCAUGGAUAUACCUGUGAAUGUGGACAAAGCUAUUAUGGACAGUACUGUGAAAGCAAAAUUGAUCUACCUUGCCCCAGAGGCUGGUGGGGAAAUCCUAUUUGUGGGCCAUGUAAUUGUGAAAUCAGUAAAGGAUUUGAUCCUGACUGCAAUAAGACAGAUGGGACAUGUCGAUGUAAGGUAAACUAUUAUCGACCACAGAACAGUGACUCCUGUUAUCCAUGUGAUUGUUUCCCUUCUGGUUCCCAUACUCGCACUUGUGACAUGGAAACUGGACAGUGUCCCUGUAAAUCAGGAGUGAUUGGACGACAAUGCAAUCGCUGUGAUAAUCCCUUUGCUGAAGUUACCCUACAUGGCUGUGAAGUGGUUUACAAUGGAUGUCCCAAAGCAUUUGAGGCUGGCAUUUGGUGGCCACAAACCAAAUUUGGACAACCUGCUGCUGUUCCCUGUCCUAAGGGAUCAGUGGGAAAUGCUGUUCGGCAUUGUAGCAGUGAGAAAGGCUGGCUUUCCCCUGAACUCUUUAACUGUACUACCCUUGGCUUUGUGACUCUUAAAAUCAUGAAUGAGAAGUUUCUUCAUAAUGAGACAAAAAUGGAUGGUGAUAAGUCAGUCCAGAUAGCGAAAGUGCUUCAAAAUGCCACAAACCACACAAGUUCCUUCUAUGGAAAUGAUGUGCGGACAGCCUACCAGAUGAUGAUCAGGGUGUUGCAGUAUGAGAGCCAGCAACAGGGGUUUGAUUUGGCUGCAACAAGGGAUGUGGAAUUUAAUGAGAACAUCAUAAAAACAGGCAGUGCCUUGCUGGAUCCUCGCACUAAAGACCAUUGGGAACACAUCCAGAGGACAGAAGGGGGUACAGCUCACUUGCUGAAAUACUAUGAAGAUUAUUUUCACAAUCUGGCAAAGCACAUGAAAAGAACCUACAUGAAACCUUUUGUUAUAAUUGCUGCAAACAUAAUAAUUGCUGUUGACAUAUUUGAAAAGUCUAAUUUUACGGGAGCCAGAGUACCACAUUUUAGUGCAAUCAAAGAAGAUUAUCCAAAAGAUUUGGAAUCAUCUGUUUUGUUCCCUGAAACGUUGCUCAAAACAUCUAUCAAAAAAGUGGUUCCUACAAUAAAGCCUUCAAACUAUGGGAUUUUGUCUAAGAUGGAGGAUGAGACUGUAAAGAACAAAAACAUGCAUGCCAGAAGAAAGCGCCGGCACCCGGAGGAUUCCAGCCAGCAUGCUGUUGCCAUGGUGAUUAUAUAUCGAACCUUAGGACACUUUCUACCUGAGAACUAUGAUCCUGACCGAAGGAGUUUAAGGUUACCUAACCGGCCCAUCAUUAAUACUCCAAUAAUCAGUGUAAUCAUUUAUAGAGAUGGAAAGUCUUUGCCCAGUCUGCUGGACAGCCCAAUUAUGAUUGAGCAUGUUAUGCUGGAAACGGAGGAGAGAACAAAGCCUGUUUGUGUGUUCUGGAACCAUUCAAUUGCAACUAGAGAAGCAGGAGGCUGGUCUUCAAAAGGGUGCGAGCUGUUUUCUCGGCACCAGAACCAUAUUACUUGCCAGUGUAACCACCUGACGAGUUUUGCAGUCCUAAUGGAUAUUUCGAAACGUGAAAAUGGCGAAGUACUUCCUCUCAAGAUCAUCACUUAUACAACGGUCUCCAUCUCACUGGUAGCUUUGUUGCUGACCUUUAUACUUCUGGUCUUGAUCCGAACAUUGCGGUCCAACUUGCACAGCAUUCACAAAAACCUGGUAGCUGCUCUGUUCUGCUCAGAGUUAGUCUUCCUGAUAGGAAUCAACCAGACAGAAAAUCCAUUUGUAUGCACCGUAAUAGCCAUUCUUUUGCACUACUUCUACAUGAGCACAUUUGCUUGGAUGUUUGUUGAGCAGCUUCAUAUCUACCGUAUGCUGACUGAAGUGAGAAACAUCAAUUUUGGGCACAUGAGGUUCUAUUACGUUAUGGGUUGGGGGAUUCCUGCCAUUAUAACAGGUCUUGCUGUCGGUUUAGAUCCCCAGGGAUACGGGAACCGAGAUUUCUGCUGGCUCUCUGUUUAUGACACCCUGAUUUGGAGCUUUGCUGGUCCCAUUGUAAUAGUUGUGGCUAUCAACAUUGUAAUCUUCAUCUUAGCAGUGAAAGCAUCAUGCAAACGAAGGCAGCGUUCACUAGAGAAAACUGGUAUCAUCUCUGUACUGAGGACUGCCUUCCUCCUCCUCCUGUUGGUCAGUGCGACUUGGUUACUGGGUCUGAUGGCAGUAAAUAGUGACAUAAUGACCUUUCACUACUUGUUUGCUAUCUUUAGCUGUUUACAGGGCCUCUUCAUCUUUUUUUUCCACUGUAUAUUCAACAAGGAAGUGAGGAAGCAUUUGAAGAAUACAUUCAGUGGAAAGAAGGCUUUUCCAGAUGACUCCACAACAACCAGAGCUACCCUGUUAACUCGGUCUCUGAAUUGCAACGAUACCUAUAUUGAAGAACCAAAUAUGUAUCGAACCACAAUUGGGGAAUCCACAGUCUCCUUAGAAAGCACCGUCAGAGAUGAAGCCCAGAAACUCAGUAUAUCAAGUCAAGCAAGAGCUGGUAAUACUGAAGGAGAUUCCUCCAUCUUCCACAGGAAGCCAUCAAAAUCGAAUGAGCAUGAUUCUGAUUCUGACAGUGAACUGUCCCUUGAUGAACACAGCAGUUCGUAUGCCUCCUCUCACUCGUCAGAUAGUGAGGAAGAUGUGAUAGAUGUGGAGAAGAAAUGGAACACUGGCACUUUGAAAAACAAUGAGAGGGUCCCAAUCCACAGCACUCCCAAAGUUGAUACAGUGCCCAACCAUGUGAAACCCUAUUGGCCAUCUGAAGGCAUUGACGCAAGUGAUGAGGAGGAGCCAAAUGCAAAACAAAAACUGAAGGUGGAAACCAAGGUUAAUGUGGAACUUCAUCAGGAAAAUCAAGUGAAUCACAGCAGUGAAAUACCUCAGGAAAAAGAGGAAGACGGACAGCAAAAGGAGAAUAAACCACUCACUCAUCAGAACCACCAGCCACCAGAACAGAGGAAAGGCAUAUUGAAAAAUAAAAUCACCUACCCUCCUCCAUUAGUGGACAAAAAUAUGAAGAAUCGACUAAGGGAAAAACUGUCAGACUAUAAUCAAACCGCAAUUUCACCUAGAACAACUUCCAUUGGGACUAAUAAUGGUGUUCGCUCCACUUCAGACUCUGGGGUAACAAUAAAAAACCCAAGAAGAGAACAUCCUCCAGAACAGAUAAAUGGUUUAGCCAUGAAUGUCCACAUGGGAACAAUAACGGCUGAGAAUAACUCGGAUUCUGAAGGCAGUAAUGAAACUUCAAUUUGAAUCAUCAGGAAAUUGUGAAGACUCAAAAUUACCUUGGAUAAUUACUCUGCUGUAACAUCACUUCCUUGGCACCACUCAAGUCUGCAUUUGCUUGCCAUGGAGUGAGGAUGCCAAGACUGUCACUUCUGGGAAUCUGCACCUACUUGUGACAAUUCCACAGUUUCCUGUGAGUUGUUCACUAAAGUUAAAGUUAUAAUCCCUUCAAGGACUCGCCUGACUGCAUCAAAUGUGCCAUAUUGAGACCAGCAAAUGGAAUUUGCUACUGCAAAAUAACGCCUUUGAAAAGUGGUCUGAGCCAUAGCAAUGCUGCAAGGGGUGUUGGGCAGGGCACUCCAUCUGAACAAGAGACUUACCUUUGAGGAAUACAUCAUCAAUAAUACGAAAGAUGUAUCACCAAGCCCCCAUCUGAUUUUAUGCUGGGGUUUUGCUCUGUUUCAGCAGGAUUGCAGAACUCAGGAGGAAGAUGUAUCUCGUCAAGUGUCCUUUCAUUUCUUCUCCAGUUUCUAUCCCAGCAUGUGGUGGACACCUUGCCUUAAAAUACCAUUGUUUUAUAUAAAUAUAUAUAAAUAAAUCUAUAUAUAUAUAUAUAUAGCUGUAGAUAAUUUUAUAUAUUUUGUAUGGCAGUUCUUUUGUACAUUUCAUAUAAUUUCUGUUUUUUCUCAAAUUUGAUAGCAGGAGAGCAAUUGUGAAAGAACUUUGAUAUUUUUUAUAUUAAAAAAAUUGCACGGGUUUACUUGAAUUUGGCAUCUGAGCAGAGAGGGAAAGGGAGAGGAAUCUAAACUUGAUUU